Molecule: messenger RNA, 642 nt
Organism: Amaranthus tricolor (Joseph's coat)
Lineage: Eukaryota; Viridiplantae; Streptophyta; Magnoliopsida; Caryophyllales; Amaranthaceae
Exons: 1
Coding region: 1-642 (213 amino acids)
Molecular function (GO): RNA-DNA hybrid ribonuclease activity; nucleic acid binding
Source: RefSeq, a predicted model, not a curated record
AUGUGGGCAAUUUGGUUCAUGAGAAAUAAGGUUAUAUUCGAAGAUUGCCCAAACAAGAUUGUUGAUGCCGUCUUUAGCUUCACUACCAUGGUCCGGGAAUACAAAGCCUAUGCGUGCAAGGUCUUUGAUCUGCGAGAUCAGUCCACCUCCUUGGCAUCCCAAUGGUCUCCCCCCGAAUCCAACUGGAUAAAAAUCAAUGUUGAUGCUCAUAUGGCGAAUGGCACGGACAAAGGUUUGGGAGCAGUUUGUCGUGAUAAUCAUGGUAAUUUGAUACUUGUUGGUGUUCGAGGAGUACAAGCGACAUGGUCGACGGCCGUCAGUGAGCUUACUGUUGCUGGUUUUGGUGUGGAAUUGGCCAUCCGAUUGGGUUUCUCUCACAUACAUCUCGAGGGAGAUAAUGUUGUUGUGUUCAAGGAGAUUACCAAUUCUUCUUCUGGUUUUUCUCCUUUUUAUGUUCUCCUUGAUCAGAUUCGUUCUCUCCUGAGCUCCUUUCGUGGCGUUAGGCGUAGUGUGGUUCGUCGUAGUGGAAACACUGCGGCUCAUAUGGUAGCUAGGUGGAACUUAGGCUCUUUUGGUGAUACUAUUUAUAUGCACUAUUUUCCUCAAAGUCUUAUAUCCUUGGUUACUCUUGAUUUAAUCUAA